Molecule: messenger RNA, 219 nt
Organism: Aspergillus novofumigatus IBT 16806
Lineage: Eukaryota; Fungi; Ascomycota; Eurotiomycetes; Eurotiales; Aspergillaceae
Exons: 2
Source: RefSeq, a predicted model, not a curated record
UUUCCCCCUCGUACGGCCCCGAAUAACAAGGACCAACCGCCAGGCCCGGGCCAGAAGAUCUACGUGGGCAAUUUCCCGCUGGGCUCGUGGGAGCUCUCCUUCGUCCAGAGCCGGGAGGGGGGGAGGGGUGGGGUGUGGUUGCCCCAGGCCGACGGUAGCCAUCUCAUCUAUGACGAUCCUCCCAACGGGCUCUUCCCGUAUCUCCGGAAGUGCGACCCA